AUGCCGCUUGAAGGAGGAGAAUCAAGUGAAUAUUAUAUUUUCGACCUUGCUUUUUCUGAUACAGAAUGCUUGGAAAUCGAAUACUUUAAAAGUGACCCAUCUCUCGAUAAAGAAGAUAAAAUCCGAUACUCUGUGACUUUUGAAAAACAAGCGCCAGAAGAAGCUGUUCAACUUGGAGCUGAACGGACCAUCUUCGGGUACACCUUCCAAUGCGUUACUGAGCGAUAUGGAACGGUUGAUGUCGAUGCGAUCAAAAUACAAAGCGUGAAUACAGAUCUGCCGGAAUCGAAUAUUGACGCAGUUAAGCCUGAUCAACCGAAAAUGGAACUCCCAAAUGGUCAAGAUUACGACCCAACUGUCCCACUUGCUCCUGGAAUACCGAUAACACUGGUUUUCGACGAUAUCAUUCAAAAUCUCGGGCAAUUCCGGGUCGAUUCCUGCAGCGUCAACGGGGCAUAUUUUGUUAAAGAUGGAUGUACAAACGACAAUUGGGACGUCCUUCAAUUUGGAAUAGACGGUCUUUCAAAAAAAGUUACAGUUGCUGCUGUUUCGUCGACAGAACAAUCGGAUGAAAUGCAAAUUGUUUGCACAGUCGUUUUCUGCAAAAGCUGCGCGGAUGAACUCACAAAUUGCGAUGCAACCCCACCGAUCGGAAACGCGAAAAUAAUCAAAGACGAAAACACGGCAUCAUCCUCUUCCCAACAAAAUUCUGCUGGAGGAGGACCGAAUCAAAAAGCUUUAGAAAUCAAGCCAAGAAGCUCAAUCUCGCAAACAAUUUCCAUCGAAGCCCCGGAGAACCCAGUCGUUAUCGAAAUGGAUGGCGUCAAAUUGAUUGUCGACGAAGCUCAAAUCAAAGGAACGGAAAUCGUUGGAACGCCACUUAUUGAAAAUCCAAGUCCAGAAUCUCCAGGAAAAUAUUCAUCGGCUCAAGGGCCUCAAUUACUGUUUCUGCCGAUUUUUCUCUUCUUGCGGAUUUUCUUCAAAAUUUGA
Messenger RNA from Oikopleura dioica, 990 nucleotides. The record is from the annotation of a GenBank genome assembly. NCBI's taxonomy places the organism in Eukaryota, Metazoa, Chordata, Appendicularia, Copelata, Oikopleuridae.